AUGAAAAAUAUAGCCUCAAUAUGCAAUUCUCCUUUAUAUCUUUAUUUGGGAUCGGAUGAAUUUGCUAUAGAAUUGCUUCAGGCAUCCCUUUAUGAUUUCAAAUUUGAAUACAAUUAUAUGGAUGAUAAAUAGAUGCUAUUUAAUGUUUGUCAUUACUCUUGUCAGACUUGCAAUGGGCCUCUUGAAAAUAAUUGUAUCAAUUGUUAAGAAAACACUAAUAGACAUUAUUUGAUUGAACAAAAAAAAUGCAAAUGCAAUCAUGGAUAUAUCGAUAUUCCAGAUGAGAAGGUUUGUAGGGCAUUUGAGGAUGAGUAUUCUUCUGUUUACUAAUUAGAAGGAACUCGUUAUGCUGAAGCUUAAUGUGAAUUUGGGUACUUUCUCUAUCCAAAUAAAAACAAUUCUUUUGAAUGUAAAAUUUGUCCAUAAUCCAAUACCUAUGACAUUCUAUGUGUUGAUUGCAUUUAUUAUCCAUUGACUUGGUAUUUAAAACCUAUAUGUAAAUAUGACUUAAUCUCUGAAAAAUAUACUGCUUAGAGUGCAUUCGAAUAAGUAAAGAGAGACAAAUUUAACUAUGACUUUUAUCUGAUUGAUUUAAAUAGUGUAAUCACGCUUCAUUCAGGAUUUAUGGAUUUUUGUGAUAUUGAAUUAGAUUACAGUUGCUUUAGAACUAAAUAUUAUCAUUUAGGCAAAUAAGUAAAUGCAAAAUGUAAGCCUAAUUACUACUUUUAAAACGAAGACUGCAUCUUCACAAAUAUCAAUUGUUUAUUAGCAUCAAGUGAUGGAAAUUGUUUGCAAACUAAAAUAGGAAUGUAUCAAUAUAACAGCAAUUUUUAUGAAUGCCCAUUCACUUGUUUAACUUGUGAGCAUAACCUUGAAUCAAACAGCUUACAAUGUUAAUCUUGUUUAAAGGGUUAUGCUUUAGAUGAUGGGAAAUGUGUCAGUUGUGGAAAUUUCUGUGCGCUUUGCCAGAAAUAUCAUGAUUCUAAUACAGAUACAAAAUAUCUAAGAUGUUUAAAAUGCUUAGAUGAUUCAAAGUACUUUUUAUCAUUUGAUGGUAUAAAUUGCUUUGAGAAUAAAAUCUAGAAUUGUCAUUAUGCUUUUUAGGCCUUGUCAAAUGAUUUCUAGGUUAAUACUCUUGAUCUCAACUUUACCCCAAGAAAUGAUUGGCAAAAUAUUAUUACAACAUGUGGGAGAUGUCAUUUUAGUUAUGUUCUAAUUAUGGAAACCAAUAAUUGUUUAUUAUAACCUGAUGACAAAUGUUUUUUCCUUUUUGCUGAACGUCUUAGCAAUUCUACUUUUCUUGAUGAAUUUAAAUUGAAUAAUUUGCUCUAAACAUAUUAUGAUACAAAUGAUUAUGGUGAAUUGAUAUCUCUUGCAUUUGAUCCAAAUGAUUUUAGCCUUUUUGUUACAUCAAUACAGUAUUGUAUGAUUCAUUAAGCGUAUGAUGAAUAAAUAAGAUAUAAAAUUGUUCAAUUCAAUCUCUAAUGUCCAGGAUACAUAGAAAAUUGCGAAACUUGUUUAAGAGAAAAGGUAACAUAUACAGGUAUAGUUCAUAUUUGUUUGAUAUGCAAACAGGGAUAUUAUGCUGACAGAAUAUCAGGUAAAUGCUUCCAAUGUCCAUCAGAUUAGAACUGUUUAUAUUGUACUUAACAGUAGAAGUUACUGAAAGAUUCUUGGAAAAUAUAUAUAAGAGCAUUUUAUUAACUUUUUAUUAAUUCAAAUGAUGAUCAUCCCUUUAAACUCUAUGCGUAAAGUGAAGCGUAGGAUGAUUAUGAAAUUAUAUGCACUUUUUGUAAAAAAGGAGAUGAAUUAGUAAAUGAUAAUUGUAUAAAAGCUUGUCCAGAUUCAUGUUUAGAAUGCUAGUAUAUAAAUGGAAGGAAUCAAUGUAUAAGAUGCCAGCUUGAAUAUUAAGGAAGAAAAUUAAGUUUAUCAGAAAAUGAAUGUAUAGAAUGUCCUUAAAAUUGUGCAUUAUGUAGGAUACGAUCAUAAGAAGAGAUUUACUUAAUUAAUCCUUUUUUUAAUAAUGAAAAAUAUAUCACAAACACAUACUAAUGUUUAUAAAGUUUUGAGGAUUAAGAAUAUUAUUUUGAUUAGGAAUUAGGAAGCUUCAUUGAUUGUAUAAAUAUAGAAUAAUGUGAAAAAUAACUCAUAAUUCCUAUUAAUUUAUUUUGCUCUUAGUAAGAUUUCAUAACAGCAUUAAAUGAAUAGUAGACUGAUUACAACAAGGAGUAAUUUAAAAAAAGCAAUAUAAUGUUGGAGGAUCUUUUUUCUGGAUCAAGUUUUAAAGAAUUUGAGAAUGAUCAUUUUUAUUUCUAAGCUAAUUCUAAAUUGAUUAAGACAAUUUUUCUUCAAAUUAAAAGUGUCAAACCUUAAACAUGUAAAAUUAAUGGAAAUGCAACAAUUUAAUAGAUCUUUAGUUAGAAUAUCUUUUCAGCUAUAAAUGUCGAAUUGUAAAUAAAUUUUAAUAAAAAUACUAUCAUUUAAUUUGAAAGAACAAUAACAUUUUAGAACUUUAAUAAAAUUACAAUAUUAGGAGGUAUAUUCUAACCUUAAUCAAACAAUUAUUUAAAAUAACUAAUAUUUUAAAGCUUAUUGCCUUAAGUAAUUGUUAUAGAUUCUUCCAUAUAUUAACAAAUCUCAUAGAAAAUAGAUUAAUCUUAAUUAAUUUUUUCAAAUGUUACUUAAUUAAAUAUCAAUAAUUUCAAAAUAAUAGAUCUUAUUCAAAAUAAUAUUGAUAAGUUUAUUUAAAUUACAAAUACUUCCUUUAGUAAAUUGAUUAAACUUCAAAAUUUUGAGAUCUUAAAUUCAAUUUUAAACAAUUAAAUCACGCUUUUUUUUUGUCUAAACAAUUAAGAUAUCGUCGAGCUAUCAGAUUUAUAUAUAAAUGCAUAAUUCACUAAUUCAACUUUUGUAGAAACUGGAAAUGAAAAGUAAUAUAGCAAACUUAUAAUUAAAAAUAUCAAUUUUAAAAUAGAUUUACUUAAUUGUUUGAAAUUUAUGAGCUGGCUUUAUUUUAAUGAAAUUUGCCUAUCUGGAAUUUCAUUUUUUAAUUCGACAAUUGAAAACUCAACUCUUAUCAUUCUUAAUAGUUACAGUAAUUUAAAAGAUGUAAUGAUUAAAGACAACUAAUUUAAAUAAUUUAGUUAUGGAAUUCUUAAUUCUAAUUAAUCAUUUGAAAAUAAUUUAUUAAUGGAGUUUACUAAUAUUAUUUUAGAGCAUAAUGAAUAUCAUUAAACUACAAAGUUGAUAUGUUUUAACAAAUACAAUUAUGGAUAUUCUUAUACUAGAAUCAAUAAUUUAAUAAUAUCUAAUAAUUUUGCUACAUCAAUUAAUUCUAAUUUUAAUUUGAAAACCUAAAAUCUUGCUCUAAUGUACAUUUAACUAGAUGAAGUUUAUUUAGCAAAUAUCAAUAUUUAUAGGGGAUAUGGAUUGAAAGAAAUUAGUAUACAAGAUGCAAAAGUUUUAAGAAUAGUAUCUAGUAUAAUAACUUAAAGUGACGAACAUAAAUUUCUUGGACUUCAUUAAUACCUUGAUUGCCAAUUAUAAUAAGUCUAAGGUCAGUACUAUUUAUAAUCACUCUUCAUUACGUCAGUGCUUGAUUUUGAAAUAAUUGAUAUGCAAAUAAGAAACAUUUAAUCCUACAAUUCUCCAGUCAUAUAUUACAAAUCCUCUGAUAGCAUAACAUAAUCAUAACUAGAAAAAAUACGUUUAAUUAAUUUCGUUGUUGAAUAAAAUUUAUUGCUUCUAUCAAAUUCAUAAUUUUAAACGGCAAUCAUUUUUAUAGAGUCAAUACAAUAGACAACUUUGGAAGUUAAGAAUGUUUCAUUUAUUGGCAAUAUUUUACAUGAAUACGUUUAGAACAAUCUUCAAAUCUCGUCAUUACUAUUAAACUUCAAUUGCAUUUUGGGCUUAAUAACAAUAACCAACUCUCAUUUUUCUUAAAAUACCCUCUACAACAGCACAGAUAAUUUAAUAUUCAUAAAAAGCCAAUAGUUGAAAAUGACAAACAAUACUUUUUAUUAAAAUAGUUAUUUUAAUUAUCAAUACAUGCAACCCUUUUUAUUAUGGGGGUUUGGAGAAUCAGAAGAAGUAUCAUAUCAACAAAUAAACAGUAUUUUUUAAGUCAAGUCGAAUUCAGGAGUUGGUUAGUUUUUGGUGGAGAACCUAGAAAUCAAGUUUUGUCAUUUUGAAUAAUCAGUAGGUUUUUAAGGAGGAGCACUAUAUAUACAAGCCUAAAGAAAUAGUAUAGUUACAAUUUCUGAGACUUAGUUCAAGAAUAUUUCGACCUUAUUUACUAAAGAUUUAGGAUAAGGCGGAUCGAUAUAUUUAGAUGGAACUACAUCAGAAACUCUCAACUUGUCAAUAUCUCAAUUAAAAAUUAAUGAUAUCACUGCUAAAGAAGAUGGAGGAUUCAUUUACAUAAAAUCAGAUUCUCCAAUUAUUUCAAUUUCAAUUAUUCAAUUAUAUAUUAGAAAUAUCUAUUCCAAACUUGGAUCCUUCAUUUAUGUUGUUUUUUCUAAUGUACCAUCGGUAUAGUAAAUAGUUAAACUAAAUUCUAUUUUUAUUCAAAACACUUAAGAUGGAUUUAUAAAUUAUCUAAAUUAAUAUACUUAGUUAUCUAAUUCAGAUCAAUUAGCUUUGAUAAAUAAUAGAGCCUUAUUUUUCUUUGAUUCUGUUAUUAAUCUUAUCAUUUAUAAUGUGGAUAUUGACAAUAUCUUUAUGGAAUCUGCCCUUAUAAUAUAAAAUGCUUAAAUAGUUUCUAUCAACAAUUUUACAGCUUCUCAUGGUCUUAUUAAUAAUUGUUUACUAAAAUUGAAUCAAAAUUUAUGUAUAUAUAUCAAAAUUUAAAUAAAUAAUCUACAAGUUUAGAAUAUUUCAAUAGUAUUGUAGCUAAAGAGCUACAAUUGUGAAUAAUCGACAGUAUUAGACUAAAAAACAUAUUUUUAAUGCAUUUCUAAUGAUAGAAAGAAGACAGCACCACUCAAUUUGCAAUAAUUGUCAACAAAUUAACAGUUUUCUUAUGGAAAUUGUAUCAUAUUACAAAUUGAAGAAUAAUAUGAAUAGGAAGAGAAUGUCAUUCUAGUUAAUGAAAAUUCAGGAUUGCUAUUAUUCUUAGAUCUUACAGAUUUAACUUACCUUAAAUUAAACAACCUUAUUUUUUCAUCAAUAAAUUGUAAGUUCUGUUAAAACGGGUUGAUAUUUUAAUAAUUCUUGAGAGUCGAAGAUUUAUUAUUAAAAUAAUAGAUUUCUAACCUCAAAGUAACUCAUUCUUAAUGCGGACUGUCUGGUUGUUUUUAGAUUAAAAAAUAAAAUAGUAGUAGAUUACUAACACAAGCAGAAGUCAAUAUUCAAGAAAUGAAUUUAGAAGUCUUUAUUGAUAGUUAUGUUUGUCAAUAUAACAUUGCUCAAAAUGGAACCUGCUUAUUUAUAGAGAAUGUUAGAGUUUUGAUAUCUAAUUCAAUUUUUUAAUAUAAUAAAGCAUCUGAAACAGGAGGUGCCAUAUUUGUAAAAAUGAAGCAAGACAUCUUGAUUACAAGUAGUGUAAUAUCUUUUAAUUCUGCUUUUAUAGGAGGAGGAAUUUAUCUAUUUGAUUAAUAAGAUAUAGAUUAUUUUCAUCUAAAUACUAUUGUGAAUAACAAUUAAGCUUAGUUUUUUGGAGAGAAUAUCAUAUCAUCGCCCCAAAAAUUGACAGUUACUUUAUAAGAUGAAAAUACAAAAUUAAGCACAAAAUCUAUUAUUAAAAGUGAAGAUCUUUUGAUACAACAGGUUAUUACUUAAUAAAAUGCUUCGGACUAAUAUUAGUAUCUCCAUUUGCCUAGUGGUCAAUAGAUUUCCCUCUAUGAAUAUUUCUCUAAAUCGAAUCGUACUUACACUAGUUUGAAUUAAAAAUUUCGUGUUUUAGCUUUGGGCAAGGAUAAUAGCAUAAUUAAAAAUCUUAAAAACUCAUAUUGCAAUAUCGAUAGCAGAAGAAUUAAUCUAUCAGAAUAUUAAUAUGAAUAAAUUCCUUUUAGUAACAACUUUACAAACUUGGAUAGUACAGAAGAUUAUAAUCUUGAUGAUUUAAUUGUUUAUUUUGAUAAUGAAUUGCCGCCUCACAUAGUAUUACAAUUGUAAUUUAUAUGCAAUUCUGUUGUAGUUGCUAAUUAUAAUUAAAAAUACCCAUAUAAUUUAUUAAGCACGCAUUAAAAUUAUAAAUUAAGGAUCAACAUUAAAACCUUACCUUGUUAAUUUGGAGAAAUCAAAAAUUAUACGGAUUAUUCUUGUAUUCCAUGUGAUAAUAAUUAAGGAUUGUUUUCAACAACUCUUAAUUCCUAGAAAUGUGAACUUAAAGAUGAGAUUUCGACAAUAAGUGUCAAAUCAGCUCUACUAAACUUAAAAUUUGGUUAUUGGAGACCUUAUUUUUAAAGUAAUUUAGUAAGUUAUUGUUUGAACUUACCUGAAAAUUGUUUAGGUGGUUGGCUAGAGGGUGAUGAAUCCUGUUUUAAAGGACACAUUGGAGCAUUAUGCGAAUAAUGUGAUUUAUAUAAUAUUCGAGGUGGUGGACAAUAUUCUAUUAGUUCGAAAUACUCAUGUGGACUUUGCGCAGAAAAUAAUAGAAAUGUAAUAAUUAUUACAUCAGUUAGUAUUUGGACUUUGAUCUCUAUUUUGAUUUCAGUUCAAAGUACAAUCAAAGCUAUCCAAGAAUUUGUUAGAAAUUUCUGCUUUAAAAAAAUGGGAUUAGCAGUUAACUAGAGAAUAAAUUAAUCAGCAAUUCUAAUUAAGAUGCUUACCAAUUAUUUAUAAAUAAUUUCAUCAAUAGUUACAUUUUAAUUAAAACUCCCGAUUGCACUUGAAGGUACUGUAAAUGCAAUGGGAUCUCCAAUUUAAGCAAUGACCUAUUCUUUAGAUUGCUUCCUAUCAUAUGCUUUUCAUAUAGAAAUUUAAUAUGCUAGAAUGAUUUGGUAAAUAAUUUUGCCAUUAAUUUAUAUCUCUGUUUUUCUUCAAGGUUAUUUAUUUUUAAUUCUCAAGAAGCGUAUUUCUUUUAAUGUCUGUGUUAUUACUACUACUUUUAUUUACAUGUACAUCUAUUUACAACCAAGUGUGAUUGGAGGGUUCGUGUAAUUAAUCUCCUAUAGAGAGAUUUCAGGAUAUAAAUGGAUCUAAUCAAAUGUUUCAUAGAGAUACGACUCAUCUUAACACGAGUAAUGGAUGCUUAGACUUUGCUUUCCGUUACUUUUCAUUUUUGCAAUUUUUGUUCCCAUUUACUUUUUCUUAGGGCUUCAUCGUAAUUCUGAAAAACUUGACUAAAAGAAGGUUAGACUUUAAUGGGGUUAUUUGUAUAAUGAAUAUACGAAAUCUGCUUAUUUUUGGGAGGUGAUCAAAAUCGCUCAAAAAGAAUUGAUGAUCAUUUUCUUAACUUAUUACGAAGAUAGAAUAAUUAUUAAAGCCACUAUUGUUUUACUAAUUACUGGAUUAUAUUUAGAAUUAAAUAAAAAGUAUAAACCUUACAAGUAAAGUUUGUUGAAUCAAUUAGAUUGUUAUUCUACGAAUGUAUGUCUAGCAUCUAUUGUUUUAGCAAUUGGUAUCUAUAUUUCAUAAUAAUAAAAUUCCAUUGAAAUUUAAAUUCCGUAUUAAAUCAUAAUAAUAGUACUUAACAUUCAUGUCGCCUAUUUAUUAAUAUCCAAAAUAGUAGUGGAAUACUUUAGAGAAAAAACAACUGAUUAUUAGGAUAAACUUGAUAUAAUAAGAUAGGCUAUUAGAAAACUAUUCCCAUCGUUUUAAAAAAUAGCAUUUUUAAGAAGAGUUCUAACAGAUCGAAAUUAGUAGCGAAUUCGAGUUAGAAAAUAUUAUUUGAAAUUGAGAGGAUUUUUGAUCCCAUUAGCUAAGGAAAUGAUACUUAUAAAAAAAUCGUAAGGCCACCAUGUUUCUAUUGAGAGAAACUUGGACUCGAAUCUUAAUACUAAUCAUUUAAGUCUAAGAAGUCCAAGCUUGAUUAGAGAAGGGCAAUAAUUGAUCAGAAAUCCUCAUUUGGCGUAUUCUUUGAAUUUCUCAAAGAACAUGACAAAUUCAUAUGCAUUUGAUAAGAUAAGAAGUCAAUAACUCCAUUAAAUAUAGUAGACCUUUGAUACUAACCAUAAUACCAGAGCAGCUUUGAAAAAUGACUAAAAUAAAGAUAUUCAGGAUGAAUGA
Molecule: messenger RNA, 8169 nt
Organism: Paramecium tetraurelia
Lineage: Eukaryota; Ciliophora; Oligohymenophorea; Peniculida; Parameciidae
Exons: 9
Source: RefSeq, a predicted model, not a curated record